AUGACUAUAAUGGAGACAAACAAGACUCUGGUGACUUCGUUUCUUCUCACAGGACUUACAGAUUGUCCAGAGCUCCGAAUCCCCCUGUUCUUGGUGUUCUUGGUGAUCUACCUCAUCACCAUGGUGGGGAACCUUGGACUGAUUGCUCUCGUCUGGAAGGAGCCUCAUCUUCACACCCCCAUGUACUUAUUCCUAGGCAGCUUAGCCUUUGCAGAUGCUUGUACUUCAUCUUCUGUGACACCCAGAAUGCUUGUUAACAUGUUAGACAAGUGUCACAUUAUAUCACUUUUUGAGUGCAUGGCCCAAUAUUAUUUUUUUGGUUCCAGUGCAACUACUGAAUGUUUCCUCCUGGUAGUGAUGGCCUAUGACCGCUAUGUGGCCAUAUGUAACCCCUUGCUUUAUCCAGUGGUGAUGUCCCACAGGUUGUGCACUUUGUUGAUGAGCAUUUCAUAUGUAAUAGGUUUUUUGCAUCCUAUAGUUCAUAUAGGAUUAUUAUUUAGAUUAACCUUCUGUAGGUCCAAUAUAAUACAUCAUUUCUACUGUGAAAUCUUGCCACUAUUUACAAUUUCUUGUACUGACCCAUCUAUUAAUGCAUUGGUGGUUUUUAUUUUUGCCACUGUUAUACAGGCUUUUACUUUUAUGACCAUCAUAGUCUCUUAUACCCGUGUCCUUUUUGCCAUCCUGAAAAAGAAGCCUGAAAAGGGCAGAAGCAAAGCUUUCUCCACAUGCAGUGCCCAUCUGCUCUCUGUUUCCUUGUUCUAUGGCACUCUCUUUUUCAUGUAUAUACGUCCUGGGUCUGGCCCAGAUAAAUAUCAGAAUAAAAUGUAUUCACUGUUUUACACAAUUAUAAUUCCCCUGUUAAACCCAUUUAUUUACAGUCUAAGAAACAAAGAAGUUUUAGGUGCAUUGAAAAAAGUGGUAAAGAAAUAA
This is a messenger RNA of Choloepus didactylus (southern two-toed sloth), 930 nucleotides long. Its product is annotated as olfactory receptor 5AC1. Gene Ontology annotation, biological process: G protein-coupled receptor signaling pathway; sensory perception of smell. Gene Ontology annotation, cellular component: membrane. Lineage: Eukaryota; Metazoa; Chordata; Mammalia; Pilosa; Megalonychidae. The record is from RefSeq and is a predicted model, not a curated record. Gene Ontology annotation, molecular function: olfactory receptor activity; G protein-coupled receptor activity; odorant binding. The transcript has a single exon. Bases 1 to 930 code for a protein of 309 amino acids.